Molecule: messenger RNA, 982 nt
Organism: Solanum pennellii
Lineage: Eukaryota; Viridiplantae; Streptophyta; Magnoliopsida; Solanales; Solanaceae
Exons: 3
Coding region: 84-821 (245 amino acids)
Source: RefSeq, a predicted model, not a curated record
AUAAUAGCAAACCUAGAUGGGUUCUACCGGAGGAUUGGGCAAAAUUACUCGUGCAUUGGAAAUAUGAUCCAAGAUUUAAGCAGAUGAGUGAGAUCGGUAAAAAGGCAAGAUCAUCUACUAAGGGUGGUUCUCUACACACAAGUGGGGCUCAAAGUCAAGGAAGUGUGAGGAGGAAAUUGGAAAAGGAACUAGGAAGAACGAUAACUCAAGCUGAGGCAUUUAAGGCAACACACAUUAGAAAGAAGAAAAAUCCAGAAGAUCCAGACGUGUGGGUUGAACCGCGAGCUGAAGUGACCUAUAAUCGAUAUCUUCAAGCUUUGGAGGAUUUACAACAAACUCUGCCGGAAGAAAAUCGAGGUAUGCCACUUACUCAAGAACAGGAUGAGAGAGUUUGGUUAGACUUGACUUGUGGGCCGAGUAGAUAUGGGUAUGCAUAUGGAAUGCCGCAUAAAACCUUUCGUGAAUUUUCUUCUGAGUUUGAAGGCCUAAAUAGUUCAAAUCAUGAUGAAUCAAUGAAGAAAAAUUUGGCUAUGGAGAAAAAGAUUGUUGAGCUAUCUAGCCAAGCCGAAGAAUCACGGGCUAGGGAAAGGCGGUUGGAAUUACAGUUUGCGGGUCUUAAGGCUCAAUUCGAUGCAUUACUUGCUUCAGGAGGGAUUCCCCCUUGUUCUGGUGAUGUCACUUUCCCUCCUCGACCUCCUCAAUCUCAACCUACUCAAUAUCCAAUGUAUGGUCAACAAAGAAAUAUGACACAUGAGACUAGUAGUGAUGAAGAAAGUGAUGAAGAAAGUGAUGAUUAUGUGGCAAACACACUACCACAUUAGUGAAGUUUAGACUUGUGAUAGUUAACUUAUGGAUCAUUUUGUUAACUUUAUAAUUUUGUGAUGGGAAUUAUUUGUUUUGUGAAUACAUGAUAACGUUGGAAUGUAUUAUAUAACUUAUGGAUAUCAUGGUUUUUGUUUAAUAUAUAAUUAUGUUGAAGUGA